Molecule: messenger RNA, 370 nt
Organism: Xenia sp. Carnegie-2017
Lineage: Eukaryota; Metazoa; Cnidaria; Anthozoa; Malacalcyonacea; Xeniidae
Exons: 2
Coding region: 62-370 (102 amino acids)
Source: RefSeq, a predicted model, not a curated record
UUCUUCUGAAGAAGAAGCCGAUUAUGAUAUUGUCGUCAAUAACAAUGAGGUACAACCUUACAUGUUUGAGCCUUUGGCCAACGCGGAAGGUGGUCAUAGUAAUGACAAUUCUUCGUCAUCGGAAAGCGAAGAUGAAUACAUUCACAGAGUUGGAAAUGUUGAAUGGUGCGAGUGUGGCUUUUGUGUGGUCAUGAGUACAGGACGGGAAAGUAUAUGUUGCCAAGAGGUAAACAACACUGAUCCUCUGAUACAUGGCGAUCAUAUUUGCAUCACACAAGAGGAAGAGUUUGCCACAGUAUGUACAAACGAAGCUGUCUUAAAAACAGCUAUGGUCGUGUACACACAUGACAUUGGACCUAUGCCUGAGUGA